This is a messenger RNA of Larimichthys crocea (large yellow croaker), 444 nucleotides long. Its product is annotated as dynein light chain 1, axonemal-like. Gene Ontology annotation, cellular component: cytoplasm. Bases 25 to 429 code for a protein of 134 amino acids. The record is from RefSeq and is a predicted model, not a curated record. Gene Ontology annotation, biological process: outer dynein arm assembly. Gene Ontology annotation, molecular function: dynein heavy chain binding; alpha-tubulin binding. The transcript is spliced from 6 exons. NCBI's taxonomy places the organism in Eukaryota, Metazoa, Chordata, Actinopteri, Sciaenidae.
CAUCAUCAACUGUCCUCCGUUAACAUGGACAAACCAACCACUGUGAAACAGGCGAUCGCCAAAUGGGAGAAAAAAUCAGAGCAGACAGCGAGCGAGGCUACAGAGGUAUUACUGUAUGGUCAGAUUCCUCCUCUAGAGAAGCUGGAUGCUUCUCUCUCCACACUCAGCAACUGCGAGAAGCUGUCUCUGAGCACAAACUGCAUCACCAAAAUAACCAAUCUCGGCAGCCUGAAGAACUUGAAGAUAUUGUCAUUAGGAAGAAAUAAUAUAAAGACCUUUGAUGGGCUGGACGCAGUAUCUGAUACAUUAGAAGAGUUGUGGAUCUUCUACAACUCAAUAGAGCAGAUGAAGGGAAUCCAGGGCAUAAUGAAAUGUGUGGUGAGUGACUGGGUGUGUCUAGCCCCAUCUGGUGGGCACCUGGAAGGGUGAAGCCAGAGUCAGAGA